Messenger RNA from Kwoniella shivajii, 687 nucleotides. RefSeq lists its product as uncharacterized. Lineage: Eukaryota; Fungi; Basidiomycota; Tremellomycetes; Tremellales; Cryptococcaceae. The record is from RefSeq and is a predicted model, not a curated record. The transcript has 3 exons. The coding region runs from base 1 to 687 and encodes 228 amino acids.
AUGCUUGCCCUCUUUCUCAGCUUGCUGUUUAUUCUAGCUCCUUGCAUCAUUCUCGCCGAAUCGAUAGAGACAUACCGGAUCCAUCACAGAUUCCUAUCUCAUCCUUCGCCUCAAUCUCCUCCUACAUUUCGACAACUGGGUUCAGUCCAAAUAUCCCAAUCAUCAAAUAGCUUUACUACAACCCUUGAAGACAGUCUGGAGAACGUCGCCGAGGAUCUAGUGGAUGAUGGGAAAGGAUGGUAUCAAGUUGGAUUACAACUUUCUGAGGGACAUGGUGUAGAUGAAUGGUUCAUAUCUUCUACUAAAUAUUGCUACUUAUCAUCCUCCUCACCUAAAAUCAAAAUACAUUUAUCAGAAUCAUCUAUCCCUACUUCAUUAUCUAUUCAUCCUACUGCUCCUUCUCAAUCUAGCUGUUCAUCAAAUUCAUCUGAAUCAAUCAAAUUACCCUCCAAAAUCAAUGAAUUACAAUUCGAAUUUCCUAGACACACACAUAAAAUAUAUAGCCCAUCAUUAGCUGCUCCUCCAGCACUUGAUCCAUCAACGGGAUCACCAGCUCAACCAGAACAGGAAAAAUCAUUCGCGCAGAAAUAUUGGAUGUACAUCGUUGGCUUAGCGCUAUUCUUCGCCGUUCAAAUGGGUCCCGAUGAUAAACCCGCCGCUGCAGGUUCAGGUGGUGGAGCAAAAUGA